CCUCUGGCCACAUCCCCUCGAGCAGCUUUCUGCGGUCCAGUGUGAAGAUCGUUUGCCGCCGCUAGCUAAUUCCAGCAAGCGCUGUUAGACCGUUUUGGCAGUGGUUGCACAGAGCAGCUCCUCAACCCCACCAUUUCAUCACCACGCUUCCCAAUCGCCCAGCGCGCCAACCUCAAGCCAUUGUCGUCCUACCCCCCUCCAAAUCACCCCACCGGCCCUCCAGCUCCCACAGAGGAGACGCAGAAAUAAUAAGCCCAGGGAGUGCUCGCAGACUUGAUGGAGCUUGUCCGGCUACUGGCCGCAUCGCGAUUGCCUUGAAGACGUCACCGUCUUCAACAGCUAGCGAUAGCCAGUAUGCCUGAGAGGGUUGAUGAAGGAGUUGGCAUAGCCCAGGACAACAACAGGAGCCCGCGGGAUGUGCAAGAGGUUUCACGAGCACUGCUGAGGAGCGAGCAGGCGAAGCGAUGGACCAAGAGGUAUCGGACAGAGGUAGCUGCCAGCUCGAGCAGUCUGCUCUCUACGUUUGUCGCCUAUCCCCUUGAUUCUGUGAAAACUCGCCUGCAAGCCUAUAAAUUCCACUCUUUCUCCGACUGCGUCCGCCAGACAUACAGGACAGAAGGCUUUCAUGGAUUCUGGCGUGGCGUUUGGUCUCCCCUAGCAAGCAUUACUCUCGUACGCACGGUUUCGUUCUCCAUCUACCAGAAGUCCAAAUAUGCGUUGGACGAGUGGAUCUAUCGGGCUACUGGCAGUUCUCCCCUCGUCAUUGCAAAUACCAGAGAUGCGCUACCUACCUUAUCGACGAUCGCAUGUUUUGGGCUCGCGGGUGCCACGGCUGGAGCUGUCAUAACUACCAUUGCAUGUCCUUUUGAGCUGACGAAACUGAGCGCCCAAAUCUCUGUUCUGAUGGCUGAUACCAAGGAUAGCGACCACAAGAAUGAUGCAGUGCGAAAGAGCUAUCAGAAUCUGGGAACCUUUCGUACAGCGCAGAAGUUAAUUCAGCACAGAGGUUACAUGGGUCUUUACUCGGGAUUUCAUUUGCAUAUGCUUCGUGACACCAUCGGAACUGGCAUCUACUUCGUUACCUACGAAAGUGCAAAGCAACUCCUCGCCAACGCUCGUGGGGCCUCCCCAACCACUCCUUUGGCUGUCGUUAUUGCUGGUGGCUUGUGUGGGCUUGUCAGCUGGGCAUGUAUCUUCCCCAUUGAUACCGCCAAGAGCAUCUACCAGCGAAAUUGUCUGAUCAGCGGCAAAGACAAAGCCAACCGGCCAAAGAUCCAGUUCUUCAACCCACGAAUGUAUCGCGGCCUCGGGGUAUCCAUGAGUCGAUCCUGCGUUGUAAAUGCCAUUUUCUUUUCGGCGUUUGAGUUUUCCAAGAAGCGCGUCAACCAAUUGACGGUUGACGAGGAGUUGCUUCAUGAGAACGACUUCUAGGGGCGGCAGCGGCUUCUUCGGUGCUUUUAUCUCGGGAGUUUUCUUACCCGCGAUCUAGCUGAGCAUUGGGCAUGGUGUUAGUCGGAAUAGGCGCUUUGUGUAAUCUAUGGGGGCUUUGGGCUACACUGGCAUAGCAUUGAAUCAUAUAAGGCAGACAGGAGGUUCUGCAUUUCCCGG
Messenger RNA from Lindgomyces ingoldianus, 1608 nucleotides. RefSeq names its product mitochondrial carrier. The coding region runs from base 355 to 1431 and encodes 358 amino acids. Gene Ontology annotation, biological process: transmembrane transport. The record is from RefSeq and is a predicted model, not a curated record. The transcript is spliced from 8 exons. NCBI's taxonomy places the organism in Eukaryota, Fungi, Ascomycota, Dothideomycetes, Pleosporales, Lindgomycetaceae. Gene Ontology annotation, molecular function: transmembrane transporter activity.